AUGCGCAAAAAAUAUUGUCCGUGUAUUAUGGAGUCUGAAUGCAUAUGCUUCACUAUACCUGACGAGCUUACAAGUUUGACCUUAAUCGUGGAAUGUCAACGGUUGUAUGUUCACAAAGAAGUUUUGGCAGCUUGGUCGCCCGUUUUUAAAUCCAUGUUCACUAAAAAUUUCAAGGAAAAAGAGUUAAAUGAGAUUGAGCUGCCCGGAAAAAAAGUAGAUGAUUUUAUUGAAUUGUUACACUGCAUGUACCCGCCAAUUAAACAGAUAUCAGAUGCUAACGUAUACCAAUUAUUACCUCUGGCGGAAGAGUAUCAAAUAUCUGAAGUGAAAAAACGAUGUGAAGACUUUUUGCUCACCAAGCCUGGUUGCAUGGGAUUAUUAGUCACAGGACAGCUGUAUAACUUGCCUCAACUCAUUUCCAAGGCUCAGAGAAUGUUGAUCGUCCAUUACGUCGUUCGAACAUACUCGGGUCCUGAACUAUCUCUGGUAGUUACAUCGAUUAAAUAUUCAGCAUCAGGACACUGUCGAAAUGAUGAAAGAUGCAUCGACGCCGUGAGGUGCAAGAGUUUCACGGAACUGCAGAAAGAUCCCUUCUAUGAUAAAUUGCAUUCUGAAAACCUCAUUAACAUAUUGCAACUGCGGGUUUUAGAUCUUGAAGCUGCCGCCGAGCAGAACAAGUGA
Molecule: messenger RNA, 681 nt
Organism: Helobdella robusta
Lineage: Eukaryota; Metazoa; Annelida; Clitellata; Rhynchobdellida; Glossiphoniidae
Exons: 6
Coding region: 1-681 (226 amino acids)
Molecular function (GO): protein binding
Source: RefSeq, a predicted model, not a curated record